Molecule: messenger RNA, 2250 nt
Organism: Rhinichthys klamathensis goyatoka
Lineage: Eukaryota; Metazoa; Chordata; Actinopteri; Cypriniformes; Leuciscidae
Gene: gnsb
Product: glucosamine (N-acetyl)-6-sulfatase (Sanfilippo disease IIID), b
Exons: 13
Coding region: 74-1612 (512 amino acids)
Biological process (GO): glycosaminoglycan metabolic process
Molecular function (GO): glycosaminoglycan binding; N-acetylglucosamine-6-sulfatase activity
Source: RefSeq, a predicted model, not a curated record
GUGUCUCCGGGCAGGCAGGCACGCACACACACAGAUCGCGGGUUUGGGCUGAUUUGGACCUGAUUUUGGCCUCAUGGCGAGCUCGCGCUUCGGUCAGUGCACGUCCAGCGCGCGCGUCGUGUCCACCUGUGUGCUCGUCACUCUUCUCACCUGCACGCUCAGGUGUUCAGAAUGCGUCAAACUGAACAACAUCAUUCUCAUUCUCACCGACGACCAGGAUGUGCAAAUGGGGGGAAUGACUCCCAUGAAGAAGACCAAAGUACUGAUCGGUGAUGCUGGUGUGACUUUCUCCAAUGCGUUCACUGCCACCCCUCUGUGCUGUCCCAGUCGUAGCAGCAUCCUCAGUGGCAAAUAUCCACACAAUCAUUUAGUCCGAAAUAACUCCAUCUCUGGCAACUGCAGCAGCGUGACGUGGCAGAAAGAGGUCGAGCCCUUCGCCUUUCCGGUUUACCUCAAUAAGAUGCACUACCAGACCUUCUACGGGGGGAAAUACCUGAAUCAGUAUGGAAGUAAGGACGCAGGCGGUGUGGCUCAUGUGCCUCCCGGCUGGGACCAAUGGCACGCGCUGGUGGGAAACUCUCAGUAUUACAAUUACACACUUUCUGUGAAUGGAAAAGAGGAAAAACAUGGGGACAACUAUGAGAAGGACUAUCUCACAGACCUGGUUUUGAACCGGUCGCUGCAUUUUCUGGAGGAGCGGAGCCCCAAUUAUCCGUUCUUCAUGAUGUUGUGUCCUCCGUCUCCUCAUUCGCCGUGGACGGCCGCCCCGCAGCAUCAGAAGACCUUCAGCGACGUCAGAGCGCCACGCGACGGCAGCUUCAACAAGCCUGGAAAGGACAAACAUUGGUUAUUACGACAGCCUGUGAAUCCCAUGCCAAACAGCUCCAUUGAGUACCUUGAUGACGCUUUCCGCAGGAGGUGGCAGACGCUUCUGUCUGUGGACGACAUGGUGGAACAGCUGAUUAAGAAACUGGAUUCAGUGAAGGAACUGGACAACACGUACAUCAUCUACACGUCUGAUCACGGCUAUCACACUGGCCAGUUCUCAUUGCCCAUUGACAAGAGACAACUGUAUGAUUUCGACAUUCGCAUCCCCCUCUUGGUUCGGGGUCCAGGAAUCAAAGCUAACCAAACACUUCAGUCUCCAGUGUUGAAUAUAGAUCUUCCCAUGACUAUCCUGGACAUCGCUGGAGUAAAUCUCUCCACCGUCAACAUGGACGGACAGUCUUUCCUGCCGCAGAUGGCACCAUCAUUGCGUAAUGGCACCGAACGGCCCUUCUUUCUAGUGGAGUACACUGGUGAGGGAUUUGCUUCUGAAGAUCCCAGCUGCCCUAAACUCGGCCCAGGACUAGCUCAUUGUUUCCCAGACUGUGUAUGCGAGGACGCCUUCAACAACACGUACGCCUGCGUCAGAACUCUGAAGGAUGGAGACCUGCAGUACUGUGAGUUUGCAGACAAUGAGUCGUUUGUAGAGGUGUACAACCUGACGGCAGAUCCCCAUCAGCUGGAGAACAUUGUGAAGAAGGUCGAUCCUUCCCUUCUGCAGAUCAUGAACCAAAGGCUGAUCAAGCUGGAGUCCUGCAUGGGAAACGGCUGUCGAAUCCUCAAAUAAGUCCAGCUCGAGCGGAGAACGCCAAGUUCAGUCAUGUGAAGAUGUGUCAGGGUUUUCACUUGCACAAAUCUCUCCUGAAAUUUUUAAAGGGAUAGUUCACCUAACAAAUGUGGAUUUGCAUUUGGUGCAAAAACGAAAGUCAAACAGGUUUGAAACGAAGUAAUUAGGGUGAGUAAAUCUUUACAUUUAUUUGGAGUGAACUGUCCCUUUAUUUCUGAUGUGGUGAAGUCACGCACACGCCCCUCCUAUAAAUGUGAAUGUAUCUACAGUGUGAUUCGACUUCAAAUGCUGAAAUACAGCUACAAGAAAAGCACUUCUAAGGACUUGAACCAGUUCAACUGGAAGUUUACUCGUCCUCAGGCUUUCCUUACUGUCGUCAUGCAAUGUUUUUGGAGGACUUUUAUGGUAAAUGAAUGUUUAAACUAAAUUUUGACUACUAAAAUAUACUAUCAUCAAAACAUUUACCCGUUGCAUUUUAAGAGCUGUUUUUUUUUUUUGGACCGUUAUCUUUGGUUAUGCAUGGUUGUUUUAUGUGUUCUUCGUACUGUGAAUUGAACCAUAUAUGUAUCUAUGUGCCUCAUGUGCCACAGUGGAAAUCCUGCUCUGAUGUUGUUUUAAAAUUAAUUUUGCUUCAUAAA